Molecule: messenger RNA, 1017 nt
Organism: Rotaria sp. Silwood1
Lineage: Eukaryota; Metazoa; Rotifera; Eurotatoria; Philodinida; Philodinidae
Source: the annotation of a GenBank genome assembly
AUGGCUUAUUUAGAUGCACCUCAUAGCAGCUAUAGUGUUAUACAAGAGAACGACGAUGGACAGGUUGACAGUUUGGCACGAGCACUGCUGAACAGUAACUUGCCGACUCGGGAAUUAAGUUCAGUUCAAGCAGUGAUGACUGAUUAUGAGGAGUUACAGCCAAAUUUACAAACAUUGGCUCAUAAUGAUUCUUUACUAGAAAGAAUUGAUAAUCAUUCAAGAGCUGACUGCGAGACUGUUAUUAAUUCUGUAGAUUCUUUAAGAAGUGUAGGUAGAAUAUAUCGAUCUCUUACAAACGAAAAUCUAUCACAAGAGGCUACUGAAGUAAUCAACGUCGAAGGAGGAAGACUAGUAAACAAUCUUUUAAAUAUAUACUCAAGAACUACGGCAGAACUUCAGCAAAAUACUCGUGUACUAAGACAAGCUGUAAUAGACAAUACAAGAACAAGAGACGAUCCAACAACAAACACAUUGCUUGAACAGCAGCUUCAAAUUACAGAGAAUAUCUCAAAUGAUCCACGAACGGCCUAUCAACAAGUAUCGGAAGCAUCAACGAUUAGCAGUCAGCUACUAGUCCAUAUCGAAGAUCUGGAGCCAAAUGAAAAUGCUGCAGUACGAAUAGCGGCACGAGGCAAUGCUCAAUAUUUGAAAUAUGCUGUCGGCAUUUUCUUUAUUGGUGCAGCUGCUGUAGCUAUGUGCGCUGGAGUUACAUAUUUAGCCCCUGUUGUCAGUGGUGCAUUGGCGAGCUUAACUACAACUUUUGGUGGCGAACCUAUUGCCAUGAUACCAGUUGUUAUGGCCUUUGAUAAUUUUAUUGAUCGAUUUUAUUUACAUAUUUUACCUAAAAUUCGUGAUACAAUCGAAGGCUUUGAUCUUGAAUCAUCAUCUAUGAAACAUAUUUUACGUGCUGCUCAUUAUCCAAAUUUAUAUACUCUUGAUCUUUAUAAUAUUGACGAAAAGUUAGUUCGAUCUCUUUUUACUGGUAAGAAAGUUGCCAUUGAAUUGUUUUUAUUCUAA